This is a messenger RNA of Phymastichus coffea, 1424 nucleotides long. It is a transcript of the gene SdhB, whose product is annotated as succinate dehydrogenase [ubiquinone] iron-sulfur subunit, mitochondrial. Gene Ontology annotation, cellular component: mitochondrial membrane. Bases 273 to 1127 code for a protein of 284 amino acids. The transcript has 7 exons. NCBI's taxonomy places the organism in Eukaryota, Metazoa, Arthropoda, Insecta, Hymenoptera, Eulophidae. Gene Ontology annotation, molecular function: 2 iron, 2 sulfur cluster binding; electron transfer activity. Gene Ontology annotation, biological process: tricarboxylic acid cycle; aerobic respiration; respiratory electron transport chain. The record is from RefSeq and is a predicted model, not a curated record.
GAGUGUACGCAUGCGCUUCUAGAAGUUGUUAUAAAAGUCUAACAGUAGAGAGCAUUCAGAAACAAUCUAGUUGAUAAAAUUUUUGUAAUUAUUUUUAUUUUAAUUAAUAGUUGCUAUGGCAACAAAAUUUUAGUUUCUUUCAAUACUGAUCAUUUACGUGAUUUAUUAUUAAUCAUAUUUGAACAAUAUAACUUUUGUCUCAAUAUAUAUUUCUUAGCAAGGAUUUAUUAAGAAUUCCGAUUUUUUAUUAAUACGAAAUCGUUCUAUCUCCAAUGAUAAAAAUGACAACGAAAACGGUAGCAUUAAAAAAGUCUCUUCAUAAGUCGAAAAUGUUAUUGUUUACGCUUGUUCGUAAUUUAAGUACAUCCUCAAUUAGUAACGAUGCGGUUCGUAUGAAAACAUUUUCCAUCUACCGCUGGAGUCCGGAUGAACCAGAUAAGAAACCUUAUAUGAAAGAUUUUCAUGUAGAUCUGAAUAGUUGUGGACCUAUGGUUCUGGAUGCAUUAAUAAAAAUAAAAAAUGACAUAGACCCAAGCUUAACAUUCCGUCGGUCUUGUCGUGAAGGAAUAUGCGGAUCUUGCGCUAUGAACAUAGAAGGGAUUAAUACAUUGGCUUGCAUUAGUUCAAUAGAUUCUAAUGUAAAUAAAAUAAGUCAAAUCUAUCCUCUUCCACAUAUGUAUAUCAUAAAAGAUCUCGUGCCGGAUAUGAAUAACUUUUAUCAACAAUAUCGCAGUAUACAGCCAUGGUUACAAAGAGAUAAAUCAGAAAAAAUUGGAUCUCUUCAGUAUCUACAAAGCGUUGCAGAUCGAAAAAAACUUGAUGGAUUAUAUGAAUGUAUAUUAUGUGCAUGCUGCAGUACGUCGUGUCCUUCUUAUUGGUGGAACGGAGAUAAAUAUCUUGGCCCUGCUGUGUUGAUGCAGGCUUACCGAUGGAUAAUUGAUUCACGUGAUACUGCUACAACAGGACGCUUGGAAAAAUUGAAAGAUCCGUAUUCUCUUUAUCGUUGCCAUACAAUUAUGAAUUGUACACGAACUUGUCCAAAGGGUCUGAAUCCAGGUAGAGCCAUUGCAGAAAUCAAGAAGCAUUUAGCUAAUCUCAAUUACAAAAAUAAAUCUAAAAUAUACUAAGAUAGACAGAGAAUGAAUUAUCGAUUUAAUUAUCAAAGAUAUGACGUAAAAUCUCAAAUUAGCUAGUGUUAUAUUUAAAACUAUAUUAUUUUUGAAUAUUGAGAUGAUUCAAAAUUUGGACAUGCUCAUUCCUAUCCUUCUUCUUUGUUGUCUUCUUUGAAGAUUUCAUAAUAGCUAUAAUUUCUAUUAAUUUCUUUCUCCUGUACUAAUUUUAAUAUUAUAUAUGAAUUAUUUUUGUUCAAGAAUUAGUAAGUAAAUAAAGUGUAGAUUUCAAAAAGUUACCACACAAAAUGAGAA